Messenger RNA from Sceloporus undulatus (fence lizard), 1233 nucleotides. It is a transcript of the gene UBE2I, whose product is annotated as ubiquitin conjugating enzyme E2 I. NCBI's taxonomy places the organism in Eukaryota, Metazoa, Chordata, Lepidosauria, Squamata, Phrynosomatidae. The record is from RefSeq and is a predicted model, not a curated record. Gene Ontology annotation, molecular function: SUMO conjugating enzyme activity. The transcript is spliced from 7 exons. Gene Ontology annotation, cellular component: nucleus. Gene Ontology annotation, biological process: protein sumoylation. Bases 189 to 665 code for a protein of 158 amino acids.
CGCUAUCGGGCGGACGGGUCGCGUCGAGGGACGUUCUGAAGCGACGCGCUGCGCUUCCUGCGAGGGAAAGUCCAAGCUCGAGACAAAAGGGGGGAGGUGAGUAGGAAACAUCCGGGUCAUUGGCCGCCGCUGCCGCCGCCUGCAUCCGGGACACGCGCCUUUGGCCACUACGCGAGCUCCGGAGCAGGAUGUCUGGGAUCGCGCUGAGCCGCCUGGCGCAGGAGAGGAAGGCCUGGAGGAAGGACCACCCCUUCGGCUUCGUGGCCGUCCCCACCAAGAACCCCGACGGCACCAUGAACCUCAUGAACUGGGAGUGCGCCAUUCCGGGGAAGAAAGGGACGCCUUGGGAAGGAGGCCUCUUUAAGCUGCGGAUGCUCUUCAAGGACGACUAUCCCUCCUCGCCCCCAAAAUGCAAGUUUGAGCCCCCUCUGUUCCACCCCAAUGUCUACCCUUCAGGCACAGUGUGCCUCUCCAUCCUAGAAGAGGACAAGGACUGGAGGCCUGCCAUCACAAUUAAACAGAUCUUGUUAGGAAUCCAAGAACUCCUAAAUGAACCAAAUAUUCAAGACCCAGCUCAAGCAGAGGCUUACACAAUCUACUGCCAAAACAGAGUGGAAUAUGAAAAGAGGGUUCGAGCACAAGCCAAGAAGUUUGCACCAUCAUAAGCUUCUGUCAUCCAGCAUCUUUAAAGGAAGGGAUUAAUUGGCAAGAACUUGUUUACAAAACUUUUGCAAAUCUAAUGUCGCUAUGUACAAUUAAUAGUCACUUAGGGGAGGGGGUUGUCUGUGUGCCAUUUUCCAUAUUCGCCACUUGUAUACAGUUCUAAAUUUGCUGAAUUGCCCCCCGUUUUUUCAUACAGGGUCUCUUCCUUCAGUCUUUUGUAUUUUUGAUUGUUACGUAAAACUUGCUUUUAUUUUAAUAUUGAUGUCAGUAUUUCAACUGCUGUAAAACUAUAAACUUUUAUACUUCUAUAAAUUCACUAGUAUCUCUAGUUUCUUUGCUCUCUGAUGCAGGCAUGCUUUAAACUGUUUAGAAUACUUUGCCUCUACUUGGCUGUAAGAAUAAAACCAACCCUCUGCCCUUUUUUGUCUUCUAUCAGUAAGGAAUUAGGUUGUUGUUGCUUAGAAGCCUCAGAUCCAAAGUCAGCCAGCAUCUUGAUUCUGCAUCACUUCCUUUGUGUUUAUGGCGUUUUGUCUGUGUUGCUGUUUAGAGUAAAUAAACUGUUUCUAUAAA